AUGUCCACAGCAUGGCAAUAUACCACCCGCGGUCGGCUCAGUACGACCAUCAAGCAGGUAUCCAAGCCGAUCCCAAACCCAAAAGCGGACGAGGUAGUCGUGAAAGUCAAGGCGGCCGCUCUCAAUCCGGUGGAGAAUCAGAUUGCUCAAUCUCCUGAUGUUCUUCUCAACUUCAUGGGUGCACCUCCCAUGGGCACGCCGUUCGUUCCCUGCUGGGACUUUUCGGGUAUCAUACACUCUGUCGGGGCCGGUGUGAAGGACCACUCAGCCGGCGAUGAGGUCUUUGGCAUGAUUCCGAAUAUGACCGGCAACGGCUCUCUCCAAGAGUACGUCGCGGUCUCCGCAGCAGCUCCUUUCGUCAAAAAGCCAGAAGGGCUGUCCUGGACGGACGCUGCCGCCCUCCCAUUGGCAUACGGGACCGUCUACACUGCUCUGAUCAACUACGGUCGCCUUGCGUUCAAUCCUCAUCCUGCUGAUGUGGGACGAAGGAGUGUCCUCAUCCUCGGCGGGAGCAGCGGGACCGGGAGCAUGGGUAUCCAGCUCGCCAAGAAAAUGGGGCUCAAGGUGGUCACUACUUGCAGCGGCAAGAAUACCGACUUUGUCAAGAAGCUCGGCGCGGACGAGGUGAUCGACUACACCCAGGAGCACGUUGCGCAGAGAGCACUGCACUCGCAGUACGCCCCGUACGCCGUCGUAUUGGACUGUGUGGGCGGAACGGAUCUCAUCCCACAUCUGGACCACUUGAUCCUGAACGAUCCGGUAGCCCCUCAAUUGGGCAUCUACGUGACGAUCGUCGGAGAUAAAACCGGCAGAGAUGCGAUGGGGGGCGCAAUCACCAAUCAGCAGUACUACUACCCUUCGCAAGCCAUCAGGCAGCUACGAGGAAGACUUAAUGACUAUCUUCCAUCGUGGCUCCCGGGGAGAAGUGCGCUCGCUAGCAGGCGAUACGCCUGCAUCAUGCUGUCCCCGUCAAAGGCCAUGUUUGAGACUAUAGCCGAAUUUAUGAAGACCGCAAAGGAGGUCCAGAUCGACUCGGUGCACGCGUACAAGGAUGCACCGGCUGCGUUCACGCGGAUCGAGAGCGGGAGGGCAAGGGGCAAGGUCGUGGUGGAGGUCAGCAAGUAG
Dioszegia hungarica is the source of this 1125-nucleotide messenger RNA. RefSeq names its product chaperonin 10-like protein. NCBI's taxonomy places the organism in Eukaryota, Fungi, Basidiomycota, Tremellomycetes, Tremellales, Bulleribasidiaceae. The transcript is spliced from 7 exons. Gene Ontology annotation, cellular component: mitochondrion. Gene Ontology annotation, molecular function: oxidoreductase activity. Bases 1 to 1125 code for a protein of 374 amino acids. The record is from RefSeq and is a predicted model, not a curated record.